AUGGAGCCGUCCCGCUGGCAGAGCGCUGCCCAGGGCGGGAAGGCACCGCGGAAGAAACGCCGUUCGUCCCCGCUACCGGGGGCGGCCGUUCCCCCGGGCAGAGCCGGCAGGCGGGCCGGCGUCUCCCAGUCGUGUCGGCGGCUUCUCUUUGGGAGCGCGGGUCCCCGCGGGCCGGAGGCCGGCAGCCUGAAGAGAAAGUCCAGUGUGAAAACCCUACCAAAAAUUAAAGAACAUUCUGAAGUCACUGAAGUGAGCUAUUCAUGUAGCCGAAGCAAUCAAGUGAAUGUCAAAGAAACAACAGACUUUGGAAAAAAAGAGAAAAUAGAAGAAAGCACUGUGCUGCUGAAGGAAUCCCUGAUAAUCAACUCUGAAAGUAAAGAAAGUUUGAAAAAUGCUGAAGUGACUUCAAGUACAGGAAUGACUCUUCCCACAGGUGUUUCAACCUUUCUCCUAGAGUGUUUAGAUGUAGAUUCAACUGCAGAUUAUAACGCAGGUACUAGUGACAGCCUGAACAGUUGCCCAUCCCCUGAAACAUUCAGAGAUGAUGGCUCAGAAAGAAGUAAUUUUUACUCUGAGGACUCUGGCAAGUACAAGAACUCUACUCUCCUGGACUCCAGCAAAGCAGUGACCAUAGAUAAGAUGCCGCAGAUCUCAAAUCUUUCAGCAAUAUUAGAACCUGUGUGGGAGGAUUUUCGAGACCAAAACACUAGAAGGUAAUCUGCAAAUCAGACUCUUUGAUGCAUCUAAA
This is a messenger RNA of Haliaeetus leucocephalus (bald eagle), 748 nucleotides long. RefSeq lists its product as uncharacterized. Gene Ontology annotation, cellular component: kinetochore. Lineage: Eukaryota; Metazoa; Chordata; Aves; Accipitriformes; Accipitridae. Bases 1 to 717 code for a protein of 238 amino acids. Gene Ontology annotation, biological process: female meiosis chromosome segregation; meiosis I sister chromatid cohesion; homologous chromosome segregation. The record is from RefSeq and is a predicted model, not a curated record. The transcript has 7 exons.